Molecule: messenger RNA, 1305 nt
Organism: Peromyscus maniculatus bairdii (prairie deer mouse)
Lineage: Eukaryota; Metazoa; Chordata; Mammalia; Rodentia; Cricetidae
Source: RefSeq, a predicted model, not a curated record
AUGCAGGGAGACUGGGCGCUGCUGCUGUUCUUGUUGGGUCUCAGGAUACAACUCUCCUUUGGUGUCAUCCCAGUGGAGGAAGAAAAUCCAGCCUUCUGGAACCAAAAGGCAGCCGAGGCCCUGAAUGUUGCCAAGAAGCUGCAGCCCAUUCAGACAUCAGCCAAGAACCUCAUCAUCUUCCUGGGGGACGGAAAGUCUGUGGGAGUGGUGACCACCACGUCGGUGCAGCACGCCUCUCCAGCUGGCACCUACGCACACACGGUGAACCGUGAUUGGUACUCGGAUGCAGAAAUGUCUGCCUCAGCGCUGCAGGAGGGCUGCAAGGACAUCUCUCUACAGCUCAUCUCCAACGUGGACAUUGAUGUGAUCCUCGGUGGUGGCCGCAAGUUCAUGUUUCCCAAGGGAACACCAGACCAGGAAUAUCCAGACAACGCUGGCCAGGCUGGAACCAGGCUGGAUGGACAGAACCUCGUUCAAGAGUGGCUGGCAAAGUAUCAGGGGGCCCGGUAUGUUUGGAACCGCACAGAGCUCAUUCAGGCGUCCCUGGACCCAUCUGUGACACACCUCAUGGGCCUCUUUGAGCCUGAACACAUGAAAUAUGACAUCUACCGAGACCCUACCCAGGACCCCUCCCUGGCGGAGAUGACAGAGGUGGCCGUGCGCAUGCUGAGCAGGAACCCCCGAGGCUUCUACCUCUUUGUGGAAGGGGGCCGCAUCGACCAUGGCCACCACGAAGUCAUAGCCUAUCGUGCACUGACUGAGACCAUCAUGUUCGACUCGGCCAUUGCUAAGGCGGACCAGCUCACCAGUGAGCAGGACACGAUGAUCCUUGUCACUGCUGACCACUCCCACGUCUUCUCCUUUGGUGGCUACACACUUCGGGGGACCUCCAUCUUCGGGCUAGCUCCCUUCAAGGCUCAGGAUGGCAGAUCCUUUACCUCCAUCCUAUAUGGCAACGGGCCCGGCUAUCAACUCCAGAAAGGUGUCCGGCCAGAUGUCACUGACAGGGAGAGCCGUGACCCCACGUACCAGCAGCAGGUGGCUGUACCGCUGUCCUCGGAGACCCACGGCGGGGGGGACGUGGCGAUAUUCGCGCGUGGCCCGCAGGCACACCUGGUGCACGGAGUGCAGGAGCAGAACUACAUCGCGCACGUCAUGGCCUUUGCAGGCUGCCUGGAGCCCUACACCGACUGCGGCCUGGCGCCCCCUGCCGGCCAGAGCAGUGCGGCGAGCCGGGGCCAGACCUCUGCCCUGAUGCUCCUGCUGGCAGGGACAAUGUUGAUGGUGGUGGCAGCUGAGCCCUGA